Molecule: messenger RNA, 2593 nt
Organism: Papilio polytes (common Mormon)
Lineage: Eukaryota; Metazoa; Arthropoda; Insecta; Lepidoptera; Papilionidae
Gene: Bmap-A
Product: protein apterous-like
Exons: 6
Coding region: 164-1261 (365 amino acids)
Biological process (GO): regulation of transcription by RNA polymerase II; neuron differentiation
Cellular component (GO): nucleus
Molecular function (GO): DNA-binding transcription factor activity, RNA polymerase II-specific; RNA polymerase II transcription regulatory region sequence-specific DNA binding
Source: RefSeq, a predicted model, not a curated record
GCGCCUCCUGCCCACGAAGUAUCGAGACCGUCGCUCGACCGUCAGUAGUCCGUCGGCGACGACGAAGUGAGCACGGCUGUGAUGCCACGUGUGUUAGUGCGGUAGUGCAGUGGGGCACAGGCCCAAUCGUUCGAAAAUAGAAAACGGAAAAAUUGACCCCCAGAUGGGAGUAUACGAGGAGAGGGGAGCGAUGCACUGGCAACAGAGUGAGCGGUACCUGCCUUCGGCGUACGAGCAAGGGGGCGAGUUGUCGCCGGUGGCGACGGCGACGUCGCCGGCCUCCCCCCGCGACUGCACCUCGUGCCGCAAGCGCGAGCCGCCGGACGAGCCCCCCGCGCCCCCGCCGGAAGAGGCGUGCGCUGGCUGCGGCUCCCGCAUCACCGACAGGUUCUACCUCCUGGCCCUCGAGCGCCGCUGGCACACCCCCUGCCUCAGGUGCUGCGAGUGCAAGAUGCCCCUCGACUCCGAACAACGAUGUUACGCUCGCGACAGCAAUAUUUUCUGCAAAAACGAUUAUUUCAGGUUAUACGGUUCUAAGCGAUGCGCUCGCUGCAACACACCGAUCUCCGCGUCGGAGCUGGUGAUGCGUGCCCGGGACCUCGUGUUCCACGUGCAUUGCUUCUCCUGCGCUCUCUGCAGCACGCCUCUCACUAAAGGCGACACGUUCGGUAUUAGAGAGUCUGCAGUGUAUUGCAGUCUGCAUUAUGAAACUAUGCCGGACUACGUGCCUCACAUGUCGGUCCCCGGACCUCCUCAAAUGUGUCCUGGGCCUUACGGGGGGCCGCCACCGGGUUCACAUUACCCACCUCUAACAAUUUCAAUGUGUUACAUUGAGCAGCGUGAAUCUUCUCUUCUCGUAUCAGAUCUGAAUCCCGAUUACCUGGAGAUGGGAUUCCGCGGCGGCGGCGGUCUGGGCGCCACUUCGCGCACCAAGCGCAUGCGCACCAGCUUCAAGCACCACCAGCUGCGGACUAUGAAGUCAUACUUUGCUAUCAACCACAACCCUGAUGCUAAGGAUUUGAAACAACUCAGCCAGAAAACAGGUCUCCCUAAGAGAGUUUUACAGGUGUGGUUUCAGAACGCUCGUGCGAAAUGGCGGCGAAUGGUGACGAAGCAGGAAAACAAGAUGGCGGAGAAGUGCUCUCCGGACGCGACGCUAGAGAUGGAAAUGUACCACGGGCCCAUGUCGCUGCCUCCACACAGUCCGCCGUACAGCGUCAUCGGGGGCCCACCCAGUCCCAACUCUAUGGACUGUCCAUAGCCACAAUUUUGCGCUUUAUAAGCGCUACGAGACUGGACGAUGCAUUAAAAAGUGGAAUAUUCAAUCGCGCUCUCAAUCGAUCGUGUAGAAUGCUAGUGGACUUCACAAGUGUCGGUCACUUGGUCAAAUAUGUUUAGUGGACUCUGUAUAAAAUUGAUUGAUGGAAGAAAGUGAAAUGAAUAUCAAAUGUAAAAAUAUGUGGGAUAUUUAGUGUUUAGCAUAGUCUAUAACUGUAUCUUUGCUCCAUGUUGUUUGGUUAUAAAACUGCACAAUUUAUCUGAGAAAACUCAAAGUUUCAUGCACCAGUUUCAAAUAUGUGAUUUCUUUUUAAAUCAAAGUGUUUAUUUUUUAUGUUCGUUUCUAUGGAAUCAUUGUAAAUUGAUAAACCCAUUCUUAUAUUAUAGAAUCUCUGUUUAUCAAGGAUAUAGGGAUUAUUCUUGUGAAUAACUUCUGCAAAAUGAUUCUGCAUUUAUUUAUUCAAUAAUAGUGAUGCACUUGUAGCGGGUUUAAAAGAGGAAGAAAUGUAAUACAUCCUCUUCGAACAUCGAUGCUAAAAUUAGACGGCUUGUUGUUUUUAUUAUGCUUAUAAUGCAGUUUGCAGAAAGAAUUGUAGCAAUAAAGAUAUUAACUCUCUGUAUAGAGACAUAGUGGUGGGCAUAUAACUACGAUGAAUAUCGAUUUAUUAAUAUAUACUAUUUAUUUAUUGAACUUUAAUAUUUAAUUAGAUUAAGAAGAAAUGUAAGACGUAGAUAUAUGUGAAUCUUUUCCAUAGAUAAUAAUUAUUAUUAACUAUUUAAAGACGCGGAUAAGUAAUAAUAAACGAUUAAACGAACAUGUGAACUAUACAUAAACCUAAAUGUAUAUGUUUGAAAAAUAUGCACAUUAAAGUAGUGAUAAGCAAUAAAUUAUGAUAUAUCGGUGAGUCAACUGUCGUAACACGUGAAAUAAAAUAUUACCAUCAACCUCAGUAUCUUUAAAUAAAACAAAGAUGUCAAAAAUGUCAUUCACGUAUGUUACGACAGAAAUUCACGCAUUCAGCUAAGUACACGCACUUGUAGUUCCUCUAUUGUAUAAAUUGAUAAGACAUUACUAAAGUUACAACUUACGGUAACAUAUAAUUAUAGAAGCCGAUUAAUUAAAUUAUCCUAUUAUUCAUUGUGUAGGUAAAAUAAGAAAAUAGUAGCCUUCUGUGUAAUGUGUAAAUGAUGUGCGUUAGGAGCUAACGAGAAUCUCAAAUAGUAAGCACUCCAACCAAUGUAUACCUGGAUAUUGUAUUCCUGUCACUAUAACAAAUUAUAACGAAUCUGUUAAUAAAAUAUUUCGAACUAUAAA